AUGAAUGCUUUGCGCAAGCUCAUUCAAAGUUCCCUCCAAAAUCUCUCGAUUCAAAUUCUGGGUGACACCAUUCACGCGCUGCACCUGCUUCAUCUCAUGCAGCUCGUUCGAUCUGGGGACGUCAUUAAGCUCGUCGAAACGACCGAAGGCUUCUUGGGCGCAUGGAUGUAUGGCCAGUUCACGCGGCCGCCGCGUUGGCGCUGCAAACCAACCGAAUAA
Messenger RNA from Aphanomyces astaci, 219 nucleotides. RefSeq lists its product as hypothetical. NCBI's taxonomy places the organism in Eukaryota, Oomycota, Saprolegniomycetes, Saprolegniales, Verrucalvaceae. Bases 1 to 219 code for a protein of 72 amino acids. The record is from RefSeq and is a predicted model, not a curated record. The transcript is spliced from 2 exons.